AUGAAAAUCGCUAGCAACCAAGAAGUUAAGGAGUACACCAACGCCAUCUACACAGGCUUUGCUAAGGGCUGCGCAGUCGGUGCUGUCGUCGCUCUGGGUCUUUACCAGGUGGUCAAGCGCAAGCAAUUCUUCACCACCAUGACUGCCACCACAAAGACUUUCUUUGCUCUGUCGAUUCCUGUUGGUUUCGGUAUGACCAACCUCGAAUGGGUCUCGCUGGAUUUCGACAUGCACCAAUACGGUUUUGGUGAGGGUUCGGAGGCUGCUCUGGAAGAACAAAAGAAGAUUGAAAAUAUGACUUCAGGACAAAAGAUUGUCUACUACGCCUCAGAAAACAAGUACAAGCUUAUUGCUGGUGCAUGGGCUGCAUCAAUGGGUGGCUCUUUCUGGUGGGUCAACAGAGACAAGUACAUGACCAAAGCUCAGAAGAUUGUCCAGGCUCGUAUGUACGCUCAAAGUAUUACCAUUGUUCUUCUUCUCGCCUCUAUGCUUUUGUCUGUUAAUGGACCCAGAGAAAAGAAGAACCCUCUUGAUCUUGAGUACUCUUGGGAGGCCAUUGCAGCCAAGGAGGAGGCCCGUGAGAAGGCUGCUGGUCUGCCCACCAGAAUCCCUGCUAAGACUUCUGAGCAGUAA
This is a messenger RNA of Magnusiomyces paraingens, 633 nucleotides long. RefSeq lists its product as uncharacterized. Gene Ontology annotation, biological process: mitochondrial respiratory chain complex IV assembly. The coding region runs from base 1 to 633 and encodes 210 amino acids. The transcript has a single exon. Lineage: Eukaryota; Fungi; Ascomycota; Dipodascomycetes; Dipodascales; Dipodascaceae. Gene Ontology annotation, cellular component: mitochondrial inner membrane. The record is from RefSeq and is a predicted model, not a curated record.